AUGCUCGGCAAAAUAUUGGCCUGUGGGAAUGGCACCGAAGUAGUUGACACAAAACUAUUGGUGCAUUGUAUAAACAAAACCUCAGCAGACGACAUCUUGGCAGCUCAAGAGGCUAUGUCGUGGCAUCGGAGGGACAGGGCACGCUAUGAACUGAUGUUUGGGGCAGUGGUGGAUGACGAUCUCUUUACACAUCAUCCCGAGGAAUUACUAAAUGACAAAACGUCUGCCUCAUUCCAGCUUUUCCGAUCUGUAGAUUUUCUCGCAGGCGGGACAGACAAGGAGGGAUCCAUGUUCUACGACAUUUUCUCUGGAAUGUUGUCGGAAAUGUUCAAUAUUAGCCCUGCGGGUGGCUUUCCAGCAGAAAUUGUGUGUGAAUUCUUGAUCCCUGGUUUAGUAAAAGAUUUGUUUCCAAAUUGUUUGCAUAAACGGGUUCUAGAGCAAGCAAUUUGUCAUAAGUAUCAUGGAAAUGAUGACCGUUCGCGUGCAAGUAAAAUGCUUGAUUUAUACGGGGAUGUCUUGUUCAUCAUUCCUGUUGUCAAAUGGCUUGGUGCACACUCCAAGGAAAAUUCAAUGACGUCUAGCUACCAAUACAUAUUUUCACGACAUUAUACUUCCAAGAUGGACUCAACAUUACCUGAAUGGUUCCAUGGCACCCCUCACACGGCCGAAAAACCACUCCUGUUCCAAGGGAUCCAUGAACCCAACAACGUUUUGAAUGGUAUAGAAGAUUUAACACUAUCUAAGAAGAUUAUAACAUUUUGGACUAACUUCGCAAAAUACGGGUGA
Molecule: messenger RNA, 786 nt
Organism: Pecten maximus
Lineage: Eukaryota; Metazoa; Mollusca; Bivalvia; Pectinida; Pectinidae
Product: neuroligin-4, Y-linked-like
Exons: 1
Coding region: 1-786 (261 amino acids)
Biological process (GO): acetylcholine catabolic process; choline metabolic process
Cellular component (GO): plasma membrane
Molecular function (GO): acetylcholinesterase activity
Source: RefSeq, a predicted model, not a curated record